AUGAUGGCCCAUAAGCUGAGUCCUGACCACCGGUCACCGCCCCUGCGUAGCGAGUACUUCGCCCUCGUCAUUCGUCAAGGCGCAGCGCAGCCGCCGCUGGCGGCCAGAGAUGGCGCGUCGCGGUGUACAGCUCCUGGUGGCACGGGGGAUCUCCUCGUCGCCGUGCCUGUCUCGGAGGAUCAAGCAAACAGUCAGUACCAGAAACCAAAAAGUGAGAUUGUUCGGAUGUUUCAUCCUCCAGUUCGUCAGAGUGAGGAAGCAAUAGCAACCAUUGUGCCAAGAUACACACAUUCUGUGCGUGUCUUGGAUGAGAGGUUCAUUAGGAUCCUGAAGAUAUUCAAGUGGGGCCCUGAUGCUGAGAAGGCACUGGAGGUUCUCAUGCUUAGAGUUGAUCACUGGUUGGUACGGGAGGUUAUGAAAACUGACAUUGGGGUCAACGUGAAGAUGCAGUUCUUUAGAUGGGCUGCAAAGCGGAGGAAUUAUGAGCAUGACACAUCCACUUACAUGGCAUUGAUACGUUGUUUGGAAGUAGUGGAGCAGUAUGGUGAGAUGUGGAAGAUGAUCCAAGAAAUGGUACGGAACCCCAUUUGUGUUGUCACCCCAACAGAGCUUUCAGAGGUAGUUCGGAUGCUGGGGAAUGCUAAGAUGGUCAGCAAGGCAAUUGCAAUCUUCUACCAGAUCAAAACGCGGAAGUGUCAGCCAACUGCGCAGGCAUAUAACAGCAUGAUAAUAAUGUUGAUGCAUGAGGGCCAAUAUGAGAAAGUCCAUGAACUAUACAAUGAGAUGAGCACUGAGGGUCAUUGCUUCCCAGACACUAUGACAUACAGUGCACUUAUUUCUGCUUUUUGCAAACUAGGUCGCCGUGAUUCAGCAAUUCAGUUGUUGAAUGAGAUAAAGGAGAACGGAAUGCAGCCAACUACUAAGAUAUAUACAAUGUUAAUAGCUUUGUUUUUCAAAUUCGAUGAUGUUCAUGGAGCAUUGAGUUUGUUUGAAGAGAUGAGGCAUCAGUAUUGCCAACCGGAUGUAUUUACUUACACUGAGUUGAUCAGGGGCCUUGGUAAAGCUGGAAGAAUAGAUGAAGCAUAUCACUUCUUCUAUGAAAUGCAGCGAGAAGGCUGCAGGCCAGACACAGUUGUUAUGAAUAAUAUGAUAAAUUUCUUAGGCAAGGCUGGUCGUUUGGAUGAUGCUAUGAAGUUGUUUCAGGAGAUGGGAACAUUGCGGUGCACUCCUAGUGUAGUGACAUACAAUACUAUCAUAAAAGCACUUUUUGAAUCAAAAUCUCGUGCUUCUGAGGUUCCAUCUUGGUUUGAGAGAAUGAAGGAAAGUGGAAUCUCCCCCAGUUCAUUCACCUAUUCUAUCCUGAUUGAUGGAUUCUGCAAAACCAACAGGAUGGAGAAGGCCAUGAUGCUACUGGAGGAGAUGGAUGAAAAGGGUUUCCCUCCAUGUCCAGCGGCAUAUUGCAGCCUGAUUGAUGCUCUUGGAAAAGCUAAGCGCUAUGAUCUUGCUUGUGAGCUUUUUCAGGAACUAAAGGAAAAUUGCGGCUCGUCCAGUGCUCGGGUAUAUGCAGUUAUGAUUAAACACUUAGGAAAGGCUGGACGGCUUGAUGAUGCUAUAAAUAUGUUUGAUGAAAUGAACAAACUUGGUUGUGCUCCUGAUGUUUAUGCGUACAAUGCUCUCAUGUCCGGAUUAGCAAGAACGGGCAUGCUUGAUGAAGCUCUUAGUACAAUGAGAAGAAUGCAAGAACAUGGGUGUAUUCCUGAUAUCAAUUCAUACAAUAUUAUCCUUAACGGGCUGGCAAAAACAGGAGGACCUCAUCGUGCAAUGGAGAUGCUUUCUAACAUGAAACAAUCUAAAGUAAGACCUGAUGUUGUCUCUUAUAAUACUGUCCUUGGUGCCUUGAGUCAUGCUGGCAUGUUUGAGGAGGCAGCAAAGCUGAUGAAAGAGAUGAAUACAUUGGGGUUUGAGUAUGAUCUUAUUACAUAUUCGUCUAUACUUGAAGCUAUUGGAAAGGUUGAUCAUGAAUAUACUGGCCAAGGUUGCUGA
Miscanthus lutarioriparius is the source of this 2043-nucleotide messenger RNA. Lineage: Eukaryota; Viridiplantae; Streptophyta; Magnoliopsida; Poales; Poaceae. The record is from the annotation of a GenBank genome assembly.